This is a messenger RNA of Echinops telfairi (small Madagascar hedgehog), 3652 nucleotides long. RefSeq names its product chordin like 1 (gene CHRDL1). Gene Ontology annotation, molecular function: protein binding. The transcript is spliced from 12 exons. The record is from RefSeq and is a predicted model, not a curated record. Bases 123 to 1484 code for a protein of 453 amino acids. Lineage: Eukaryota; Metazoa; Chordata; Mammalia; Afrosoricida; Tenrecidae.
GGAGCUCGGCGCGCGUGCCCGCGUGGCAGCCGGAGGAGGCCUGUGCCCAGCUCCUGUACAGCAGGUCUAGGAAGGUUCCUGAUUGCCAUUUGCAGUGGACACAAUUGAGAAAAAAUCGGAAGAUGGGAGGCAUGAAACACAUCUUUUUCUGCUUCCUCUUCUUUCUUUUCCUAGAAGGAAGCAAAGCAGAGCAAGUAAAACAUUCAGAGACAUAUUGUGUGUUUCAAGACAAGAAGUACAGAGUGGGUGAGAUAUGGCAUCCUUACCUGGAACCCUAUGGGUUGGUUUACUGUGUGAACUGCAUCUGCUCAGAGAACGGGAAUGUGCUUUGCAGCCGAAUCCGAUGUCCAACCCUCCAUUGCCUGUCUCCUGUGCAUAUUCCGCAUGUGUGCUGCCCUCGCUGCACAGAAGACUCCUUACCUUCAACGAACAAUAAAGUGACCAGCAAGUCGUGUGAGUACAAUGGGACCACCUAUCAACAUGGUGAGCUGUUCAUGGCUGAAGGGCUUUUUCAGAACCGGCAACCCAAUCAGUGUACCCAAUGCAGCUGUUCGGAGGGAAAUGUCUAUUGUGGUCUCAAGACCUGCCCCAAAUUAACCUGUGCAUUCCCAGUCUCUGUUCCGGAUUCCUGCUGCAGGGUAUGCAGAGGGGAAGGAGAAUUGUCAUGGGAGCAUUCUGAUGCUGAUAUCUUCCGGCAACCUGCCAACAGAGAAGCAAGACACUCUUACCACCGGUCUCACUAUGAUCCUCCACCAAGCAGACAGGCAGGAAGUCUGCCCCGUUUUCCUGGGACCCGAAGUCACAGGGGAGCUCUGAUGGAUUCCCAGCAAGCAUCAGGGACCAUCGUACAGAUUGUCAUCAAUAACAGACACAAGCAUGGCCAAGUGUGUGUUUCCAACGGAAAGACCUAUUCCCAUGGCGAGUCCUGGCAUCCAAACCUCCGGGCAUUUGGCAUUGUUGAGUGUGUGCUGUGCACUUGUAAUGUCACCAAGCAGGAGUGUAAGAAAAUCCACUGCCCCAGUCGAUACCCCUGCAAGUAUCCUCAAAAAAUAGAUGGAAAAUGCUGCAAGGUGUGUCCAGGUAAAAAGUCAAAAGAAGAACUUCCAAGCCCAAGCUUUGACAGCAAGGGCUAUUUCUGUGGAGAAGAAACGAUGCCAGUGUAUGAAUCUGUGUUUAUGGAAGAUGGGGAGACCACCAGAAAAAUAGCACUGGAGACUGAGAGACCACCUCAGGUUGAGGUCCAUGUUUGGACCAUUCGAAAAGGCAUCCUCCAGCACUUCCAUAUUGAGAAGAUCUCCAAGAGGAUGUUUGAGGAGCUCCAUCACUUCAAGCUGGUGACCAGGACAACCUUGAGCCAGUGGAAGAUAUUCACUGAAGGUGAAGCUCAGAUCAGCCAGAUGUGUUCACGUCGUGUGUGCAGAACAGAACUUGAAGAUUUGGUCAAAGUUUUGUUCCUGGAGAAGUCUGAAAAGGGCCACUGUUAGAGGCGACAGCCAGAACACUCAAGCUGCAGCUGGACUGCAGGCUUAUUUUGCUUAAGUCAACAGUGUUCUAAAAUCUCCAACUCAAUAGCAGUCACUUAUUCAUGCCAUACACAGCAUCACUUGCUCCUUUAUGUGGGGGGUGUGGGGUGUGCGUCAGGCCUUAAGUGUUUCCUCUGAAUAGACUAGAAGACUCUGGAAGUUUUUGUGGGAGGAAGAGCCGGGCUGUGGCUCUAGUCUCUUAGAGAAGCACAUUAUUUCUGUACAGGUUAAAGAGCAAACAGAACCCUGGGGUCGUAAUCUAGAUUGAAAAAGAGAGAAAGAAAAUUGCUUGAGUAGGAAUUUGGGAGUCCAAAAUAAUUAUUUGCAUGAAAUUAUACUUUUGGAAUUUUAGAACGUCUUGGGUUUAAAGAAGAGUGCCACCACCACCACACCGCUUCCUAACACAUGCACACACACACACACACAUGUACAUACAGUAAACUACCCUUCGGAGGCAAGGACAGCCGAGGUUCUGUCUCCUUUCCUUUGCCCAGAUCCCAAUUAGCUUGGAAGUCGUGGACACCCAAGAAAAUAUGAACGGAAGGUUCUGUCUUUUGGGUUUUUGGUGCGGUUGCUGAUAUUACCAACCAUGAUGGCAGGAAGAAGACCAAUUUAGAGUCAGCUUUAGGGUGAAGUAGUGUAUCACCUUUCCCUGAUGACGCUUUCCCUCUUCCCCACUACCCCUGGGGGGACUGCAUAAAAAAGGUAGACUUGGAUUUUGAGUCCAUAUAAGAUUAAAUAGUUACUGAAGAAAGGCAUGAAUACAUGUCAGUGAGACUGUCACUUAUUUCCCAACUGACCAAUGAAUAAUAGCUCAGUAGUAACUAAUAUUUCCCAAGGCCAGAGUUUUAUGGCUAGAAAAUUUUGUUUAAAUAAUUAAAUUCUAAAAAUUCCAUAAAGGGACAGUUUUCUUUCUGUAAGUAGAAGGGUAGCUUCCACCCCACCCCCACCCCCCAGCCUCUGCCAAGUGGCUCCCUUCUCGUGGGCUUCCGUGUGUGGGAUCAUAACUUGAGAGAGUUAUUUGUUGGAGGCGCUAGCAAUUGAAGUAGGGAUUGUUACUCUAAACCUUCCUAUCACCCACUCUUAAAUGACCAGGCCUGAAUUUGAACCAAGGAUCUUAGAGAAGGUGACCCCUAAAAUGUCUAUUUGGAGUGCAAUACCAGAAUAGAAUGUAUCCACUCUGAAAUCUGCCUUGAGGUAUCACUUCUGUGAGAAAGCCGCACAUGCUCCACAGUCAGGAUCGCAAGGAUGCUCUCUAGAUCUGUUGCCUCAGAAGGGAAUGAAUGAGGGCUUGGACAGAAGUGCUAAGGACCUCAGAAUUCCAUAUUCCCUCACCUGUGACCAUAAGUUAAAAGACCUUUUUCUUAGAGUAUUUACACCACUAGGAAAACUCAUAAAAGACCUAAUCUUUUUGACAAGCUGGGAAUAAAAGGGAGCCUGUCUUUAUAAAGAAACACAAGAGCCUUGUGGCCAGGGCUUCAUGAGAUCAAGCCUCUCCCCAGCCCCUCCCAUGCACUUCAGAAGAAGGGGAUAGAUCAUCUUAGUUGAAAGGCCAGAGAACAUUAUUUGGGGGAGGGGGAGGCAUAUUAAACAGCUGGUGCCACCUUACCCAGAGGUGGCAGUCUCUCCAUGGUACUGACUAGUAACCAGGUUGUGAAUUAAAGCAGUGAUUCAGCUUCAGGCGGAAUCAAGAGGACCUCAAAGUCCUCCCACCCUAGUGUUUUCGAAAAGCUCAAACUUAAGGGGACACCCAGUAAGCUAGACUGUUGCCUCCAGGUCCUAGGACACACCUUUCCAAAGUGCUGCUGGAAGCAGGAGCUUCCCCUUCCUCUCCUGCCCCCAGUGUUUUGUGUUGGGUAGGGAGUAGGAGAGAAGCAACAGAGGCCAUGCCACCUUUUGUUAGUAGAGAAGAAUGGAUGUGGUUCUUCUGUAUUUAUUUGUAUCAUAAGCAUCACUUAGCAGCUGUAGCCAUUUUAGAGUUACCUUCUAUAAGCAAGUUAAGAAUAACAUAACAGGAUUGCCAUUUCACUCUUCCCACAGGACAAGUGCCUACCUAGGGUACUUAUUUAUGUAGUCAUUAUAUUACUGGAUUUUUAAAUUAAUAAACUUAAAGUUAAUUUGAAAGAUCA